Ziziphus jujuba (common jujube) is the source of this 945-nucleotide messenger RNA. RefSeq lists its product as uncharacterized. Lineage: Eukaryota; Viridiplantae; Streptophyta; Magnoliopsida; Rosales; Rhamnaceae. The record is from RefSeq and is a predicted model, not a curated record. Bases 1 to 738 code for a protein of 245 amino acids. The transcript has 2 exons.
AUGGAUUUGUUUGUCCCUUCUCUUUCAACCUUUCCCUCUUUGAAAUUUCUGUCUUUGGUGUGUGUGAAAUCCGAUGCUAAGUCACUUCAAAAUCUUAUUUCUGGAUGCCCUAUUAUUGAAGAAUUGUAUUUAUCAGGUUCUGAUAUCGGACAUUUAGAUUUUGCUGUUAGUAAAACGCUUAGAAGUCUCUCAUUAUUGUUUGUGGAUCUUACUAGUCAAUGGCUUGAUUCCCUAUUUUCUAGACUUCCUCUGCUUGAGAGAUUGUUUUUCAGUUCCUAUAAGUUGUUGAACAAUACUAGAAUCUGUAGUCAUAGCCUGAAAUAUGUUUUCCUUGAGUAUUAUUUUCCCAACGAGGCUGCUCUUACAACACCAAAUUUAGUUGGCUUGCGCAUCGUUUGUCAAUCCUGGUCAAAAAUUUCUGUUGAAGCUCCCAAUCUGUUAGAAGUCAAUUUGACCCUCUUCGAUCAAGGACCGACGAAAGAUUCAUAUAUUGAUCGUGUACAUCUUCUUUCAAAUCUGAAUUCCUGGAAGAUGGUGCUGACAAUUUACAAAGAUGAGGUUCUCAUAUUUCCAAAACGAGUAAGACAGAAGUACCCUUCUCCUAUGCCUAAUCUGAAGCAUUUGAAGGUGAUGAGGUUUAAUGGUACUAGCUUUACUAAAAUUGGAGAAAUGAGGGAUUCUUUGCUUUGGUGUGCACCUUCUUUGGAGAGUCUUGAAAUAGGAAGAGACGGUACUUAGAAGGAUAGUAGUUGGGUUUUUUAACUUUAUGUAAAGAGAAUGAGGCACUAGGCAACGCAUUCAAACUGCUAUGUAUUUUAUAUUUUUUUCGAACGAAAUUAUUCUAACCAUCUUCUUCUUCUUCAUUUUUCAUUUUUUUUUUUUUGUUUGCCUAUUUUAAUUAGUUUAUAAUGAAGUGCAAGAACAUGUUCUUUUUUUUACUUAAAA